Molecule: messenger RNA, 1188 nt
Organism: Cotesia congregata
Lineage: Eukaryota; Metazoa; Arthropoda; Insecta; Hymenoptera; Braconidae
Source: the annotation of a GenBank genome assembly
AUGUUACACAGCGCAUUACCCCGUUCAUUCCUGGCCCCACCGGGACUGUGUUACCUCGGGGGUUACUACGGCGAGACAGUCCACCCUUACAGUCCAGUGUCGCGAUUCGCUUCCCUGGAGAACAGCUACCUGUCAGAGCACCUGGCAGUGGAGAAUCCCAUUGCAAGACCGAGUUUACCAGCAAGUCCCAGUCCUCUGGACUUGUCACUUAAACCUCCAGCGCCCCAAACUCCAGCGACUCAAACUGACGACAGUGAGACCAUUGAAGUCGACGAUGUUGAGGACCGUCCUUAUCCUUCUUCAGAGGACAGCUACGAGCAGUUGCGCGAAAAGCGGUUCCACGACUGGGAACGGUUCGCAGUUGAUGAUCCACAACAACAACAACAACAACAACAACGGGCUUAUCAUUUUUAUGAUGAAUUGCGAGCUCGACCUAGGAGCCAGGACCCGGUGUGCAGUGAAAUUUACCAGAGUCCUAGCUCGAGUCCCAGUCCGAGCCAGAAAUUGCUUCUGACCUCCCCAAACACCUUGAGGUCCAUGCAAACUUACCAGCAGCAGCUACUUCUGACUCCGCAGCAUCAUCUUCAUGCUCCAAUGACUCCUCCGAGCACUCCCUCACCACCCCAGUGUCCCAGGAGGCGGCCCAGGGAAGAAGAAGACCCUUCUGGGUCGGUUACUACUCCCAAAUCAUCAACAUCAACGUCUUCAACUUCGGAGAAAAUUUCAAGGCCUAAGAAGAAACACGCUAGAAGAUUGAAGUUUGACGAAGACACCAGCAGUCCAGUUUCUGGGACAGUUAUCCUUGGACCUGAUGAGGCAGUUGUUACUGGAGAUAUUGAUCCUGCGUUCAAUGUUGUUGAAGUUACUGAAGAAGCCAGGGCAGAAUUGGCGAAGAUCGAGAACAGGCUGGGGCCGUAUCAAUGCAAAUUGUGCCGACACUUGCAUGAAGACGCAUUCCAGCUGGCUCAGCACAGGUGCUCCAGAAUCGCCCAUGUUGAGUAUAGGUGUCCCGAGUGCGACAAAAGAUUCUCCUGUCCUGCUAAUCUCGCGUCACAUCGCCGCUGGCACAAACCUCGCGCACCUGUUGGUGACCAUGGGUCUGCUGUUUCUGCGGCUGGAAAUUCCGCGGUCCAGGAAAUCGGCUGCAACAAUUACUGUGUUUUAAAAUUGGAGAAAGAGUCAAUAUAA